UUCAGUUGAGAACCUCUCCAGUUCUCCUGUAAACUCUUAUAAAGAGAUCGAAGCAAAGAUUGAAGAGGGGACGAAAAAUCGAACCAUUGCUGCGACGAAUAUGAAUGCUACAAGUAGCAGUGAACGCCAAAGAGAUGCAGGAACAGAAGGAGAUAGGAUGAAGGAAGGAAUUGUCAUCAAUCAGUCAUUAUCAACGCUCGGACGAGUAAUCAAAGCACUGCAUGAACAACAAGGCAGUAAGGGAAAGAAGGUUCAGAUUCCUUAUCGAGAUUCAGUACUCACAUGCCUAUUGAAAAACGCGCUAGGAGGGAAUAGUAAGACAAUUAUGGUAGAUUGCUGCGAUCUCACCUGCUGACA
Molecule: messenger RNA, 357 nt
Organism: Strongylus vulgaris
Lineage: Eukaryota; Metazoa; Nematoda; Chromadorea; Rhabditida; Strongylidae
Source: the annotation of a GenBank genome assembly